Molecule: messenger RNA, 2617 nt
Organism: Eleginops maclovinus (Patagonian blennie)
Lineage: Eukaryota; Metazoa; Chordata; Actinopteri; Perciformes; Eleginopidae
Exons: 7
Coding region: 278-1852 (524 amino acids)
Cellular component (GO): nucleus
Source: RefSeq, a predicted model, not a curated record
GGCGCGCGGAGGGCUGAAAUGUUGCGCGUUCAAGGGAGGAAAAAAAUAUCGGAGUCUGCGCAGUCCAGUUGUUCUCGACUCUCCGAACUUUCGGGAGACCCACGGAGGAAGGAGGGGAGGAAGAGAAAAACGCCAUUUUUCCUGAGAGGUGUCUUUUGGUGGAUCAGGAACAGACGUGGCUGGAAGGCAGUGAAAUCUACCAAACUGAGUCGCAAAAAGGCCAGCAGAAGAGGAGGAAGAGGAGCAGGAGGGGGGGAGGAGUGUACGAGGUGUAGCUAUGUCGGCCGUGUGGCGUGAGGAAGAUGAGGAGUAUAAGGUGGGAGGAGCGAAAGGAGGGUUGAGAUCCAAACCUCGGUUCUCCUUCACUGAGGUCAAAGUCCUGCUGGAGGCGGUGAAGAAGAACAGAUACAUCCUCCUCAGGAAGUUUAACCAGGGCGUGUCGGCUGAAACCAAGAAACAGACCUGGACUGAAAUCACCAAUCAGAUCAACGGGAUGGGAGAGAACCACAGAGAGGUGCGUCAGAUCAUGAAGAAAUGGGCUGACCUGAAAUGUGAUGGGAAGCGACGCGCCUUGGCCCUCCGGAACCCGAAUGGGAACAACCUGAGGAAAAAGAACCUGGGCCCCAUAGAGAGGAUGGUCCACAAGAUCCUCAUCAUGAGUCCCAGAGGAGGCGGCGACAGUGAUCUGGAGGACGAUGAAGAUUUUACAAAGCUUUACAGUAAAGACCCGACCCCCAACUCCACCUACUCCUACCUCGGCCUGACGGACAGCUCCCACUCUCUGCCUGGGGGAGCUUCCUUCGACAUGUCUCCCCUCUCCUCCCCAGAGAAGGAUCUGGAUGGACCCCCUUUCCACAUGUCCUCCGAAUUGGACCUGGCUGACGAUGGAGAAUGUGCCUUGGAAUACGAAGAAAACGACGACUCUAUGCUCUCCUCCUACCCCUCCUCUCAGCCCCCGCCCUCGGUCUCCCCCACCUCGCUGGACCCCCUGCCCGACAACGCCCUGCUGAGGGUGAAGCCUGUACACACAUACUCCCGGAGCAGCCAGAACAACAACAGCACCUCUCAGAACAACACCUCCCCCAAACCUCUCCUGCCUGGACCCUCUUUCUCCGGAGCCUCCACCUCCUCAGUUAUCCCUUCGGUGUCCGGAUCAGGAACCGCCUCCUCCGCUGCUGUGCCCACCCCGUCGCAGUCACCCAUAAGCUCCAAUAGGUCCACCUCCCUCCCUGCUCCUUCCUUCUCAUUCAUCCUCCCUGCUCCUUCUUCAUCAUUCAUCCUCCCUGCUCCUUCAUCAUUCAUCCUCCCUGCUCCUUCCUCCUCAUUCGCCCUCCCUCCACCUUCCUCCUCAUUCGCCCUCCCUCCCCUUUCCUCCUCAUUCUCCCUCCCUCCCCCACCAUCCUCUACAGCCAAUGUCUCCAACCCUGCGCCCUAUAUCGCUCCACCUCCCGCCUCCUCUGUUGCUUCUAUCGCCCCCUCCUCUUCUAGCUCACGUCCAACUCCUCCCUCCUCUUCCAUCCUACCGCCAAACUCCUCCUCCACCUCCACCGCUAAUCGUGACCCUCUCCCGGCCGGAGGGCCCCCCCGCAGGACUCAUGAGGCCGUGGCCCAGAUGGCCUCUCAGGGCCUGCAGCAGCAGCGGGCCAGCAGGAUGCUCCUGAGCUCCGUCUCCCAGUCCCUGGAGGUGCUGGCACAGUCGGUGCAGCUGCUGGUGGAGAGCCAGCAGGAGUUUGUGCAGGACUCCCUGCAGCUGCAGCGGGAGACGGUGGACAUCCUGAGGGACUUCUCCAACACGGCGCUCACCAUGCUGAGAGACAAACCCACGAACCACCCUCCUGCCGCACGCUUCUGAAACAGAUGUUACAAAGUACAUGGUGCAGAUGUUCGGAGGAUUGUCUUCUGAGUCCAUCCUGUCAGGACUCUGCUCGCUGCUACGGCUGCUGAAAACGGGACAAAUGUUUGCCAAAAGGCACAAACAUGCAGUUUAAGGUCUCAGGCCGAUCUUUAUGUGCCUGAAUCUUCUCUGGUUUUUCGUUUGUUUUCCACCCUUUAAUCCUCUUUUUUUAAAGGUGGCAUUUAGAACGGACUGGAUUCAACCCGUUCAGUGCACUGGGACACUCGGUUUUACUGAAUGAGGGGAGAUGAACAGAGCAGGAAUGUGUCAGCAGAAUAGAUGAGUGCUAACCCUUGUUGUGUCUCAAUUUGGAAACUCCUCUUAGGACAAUGUGAAAACUUUGGACUGUGUAAUGUCUCAAAUUGCACAACACUGUUCUCCCCUCACCCGAAGUUAUGAUCCCCGCUGUUUAUCAGCUAGCAAAUAUCGUCUGGGGUAACAAAACAAAUGAGUUAAAUAGUGAAAAAAACACAUGUAUAACUUUUAUUUACAAAGUGCUGUGUUAACCGGAGCAAACCAAGUAGCCAGGAUUUGUGAAAAGUGUCCAGUGUUCUGACCGUAAUGAGCGCUCAGUCAGGAUACAUAGAACACAAAUUGAGACGCAGCUCCUGCCUCCCCCCCGCCCAACAUCUUAAGGUGUCACACGACUUCAUGGCUGAUCUUAACCACAUCCUGUUUGUGAUGCAACAACUUCUGAAUAAUAAUAAAAGCAUUUUAACAGUU